Molecule: messenger RNA, 1341 nt
Organism: Rhinolophus ferrumequinum (greater horseshoe bat)
Lineage: Eukaryota; Metazoa; Chordata; Mammalia; Chiroptera; Rhinolophidae
Gene: CCDC117
Product: coiled-coil domain containing 117
Exons: 5
Coding region: 169-1002 (277 amino acids)
Source: RefSeq, a predicted model, not a curated record
UCCCGGCGUGCCCCUGGGCGGCCCGGAGUGGAGGGUUCUAGAAGGCGUGACGUGAGGUCAAGAGCGGGCUCAGAGGUGGACGCUUCAGCAGUCGCUGUGGCCGCAGCUGCCGGGCCCGGGGACGUGGGUGGCCGGGGCCGCGGGUACGAACUCCUCGUUUCCCCGGCCAUGGCCGCGCUCGGCCGGCCGUUCAGCGGUCUCCCCCUAAGCGGAGGCUCGGACUUGCUGCAGUCGCCUCCGGCCUUAGCCGGUCGGGCCUUCCCGCCGGGGGCGGACGGCGCCGAGCUGGCCCCGCGGCCGGAACCCCGCGCCGCCCAGAGCAGCCCCGACGGGAGCGCCGCUCGCGGACGUGUUUCAGUUCCCUGUAAAAAGAAACACAAGCUAGAGCAGGAGGAUGAUGAUUGUCCAGUAAGAAAGAAAAGGCUAACUGAAGCAGGGCUCUGUGCUGGUCCUAAUGACUGGAUUCUUUGUGCACAUCAGGCUAUAGAGGGUCAUGGAGUAAAUCCAUGCACUAGUGGCCUUUCUGCAUCUGGCAUGUUAGAUGUUAUUUGUGAAGAAAUGGAUCAGACAACUGGAGAACCGCAGUUUGAAGUUGCCAGGAGGAGGCUUCAGGAAAUUGAGGACAGGAUAAUUGACGAAGAUGAAGAAGUUGAAGCUGACAGAAAUAUUAACCAUCUCCCCAGUCUUGUCCUUUCUGAUACCAUGAAAACAGGUUUGAAGAGGGAAUUUGAUGAAGUCUUUACAAAGAAAAUGAUUGAGUCCAUGAGCCGUCCUUCCAUGGAGCUUGUGCUCUGGAAACCUCUCCCUGAACUCCUUUCUGAUAAGCCAAAGCCGUCAUCUAAUGCUAAGAACUACACAGGAGAGAGCCAAACUAAGCAUGCCACUGCUGGCACUGCCUUCCCUAGCAGAACUGAACUGUUCUUGGAACCUCGGCAAACAGGGAUGCCUAUUUAUAAUAGUUUGGAGACAGCUGCUUGCACAGAAGAAGAGAUGGAACUCUAGAAACCUGUUUCUGUACUAAAGUCAAAUUUUAGAAGGCUCGUGUUCGGUCGUGAGCCUCCGUAUAUAGUAUAGGGACUUGUAAGUUUUAUGAAACGGGUGUAAUAAUAAUAUCUCCACCUGUGAUUUGGGGUGGUACUCAUUUUGGGUAGCCGUUUCUUGAAUUCAUCUUUUUGCCAAGGAAGCUUGUCUCAAGGGAAAAGCUGUUUUCUAGAGGGAUUAUUAAUGUGAGAUUACAGUCUGCAAAGGCAAGUAUAGAAGCUUUAUAUAUAAGGGUGGCUUACGUUAUCUGUUACAUUGUCUAAACCAUUCAUAUACUUGGAGAAUAUUCACACUUGAAUU